UUUCCUAUAAGUCCUAAAGACAUUCUGUUUUUGCUCUUCUGACUUCUCCUCACGAAAGAAGUUGAUCUUCUUUUCAAGAAACAAGCUAAAACUUCCUCUAGUAAAACAAAAUGGCCAUAAGAAAAUCCUCAAACAAGUUGUCACAAACAGCAGUGAUUAAGCAAAUCUUGAAAAGGUGUUCAAGUUUGGGAAAAAAGCAUGGAUAUCAAGAUGAAGAAGGACUUCCUCUUGACGUUCCCAAAGGGCAUUUUGUAGUUUACGUUGGCGAAAACAGAACAAGAUACAUUGUUCCAAUUUCAAUUUUAACUAGACCUGAAUUCCAGUACCUCCUACAUCGCGCUGAAGAAGAAUUUGGCUUUGAUCAUGACAUGGGCCUUACAAUUCCUUGUGAUGAACAUGUUUUUGAAUCUCUAACGUCAUCGUUAAGGUAAAAUUAAAGACAGAAAAUCGAGAAGACGAGGAACUAGCAGCUAGGAUGUUGGAAGGAAAAUUUUAUACAGAAGUUCAAGAAUCUGUUUUAUUGCUUCUGUCCUUCAUUU
Messenger RNA from Nicotiana tabacum (common tobacco), 539 nucleotides. RefSeq names its product auxin-responsive protein SAUR50-like. Gene Ontology annotation, biological process: response to auxin. The record is from RefSeq and is a predicted model, not a curated record. Lineage: Eukaryota; Viridiplantae; Streptophyta; Magnoliopsida; Solanales; Solanaceae.